This is a messenger RNA of Umbelopsis ramanniana AG, 621 nucleotides long. RefSeq lists its product as uncharacterized. The transcript is spliced from 2 exons. The record is from RefSeq and is a predicted model, not a curated record. NCBI's taxonomy places the organism in Eukaryota, Fungi, Mucoromycota, Umbelopsidomycetes, Umbelopsidales, Umbelopsidaceae. The coding region runs from base 85 to 537 and encodes 150 amino acids.
UGAGCCUUAAAACCAGCCGCCCGCCAAAGUUGUAUAAAGUCCACGCCUUUCUUUUCAUCGCAUGACAAAAGCAUUCUGUUAAAGAUGUAUGCCAAGUUAUUUUUUUGGAUCGCUCUUCUAAUCAUAGGAUCAUGCCUUGCGGCUCCACCUUACCUUGGCGAGCCUCCUAUACCAUACCGUGGAGAACUAAAGAAGCGAACAGACGAUAGUGUCUCUGCUACUGAGAAUGAUAAUAGUGCACGCAACGCUGUGCAUGAAGAGUACCCGCGACGCCUUUUUUUGGGCGUAUAUUCAGAAAAAAACUACAAGGGCCAGAAGCAGGAAUGGACCAAUGCAAAUGGAGCAAGGUCUCCAUGCUGGAACAUUGACGUAAAAGAAUUCUAUUCCUUUGACGUUAACUCCCAUGGUGUCAAUAUUCAUUUCUAUGCCGAAGCUAAGUGCGAAGGCGCAGUCUAUACCUUCACCUCCUCGCAGCAAGACAUUAAAGAUGCCAAGAUUCGAGAGUCCAAGGCGGUGAGGGUGACCAAGUCCAAUUGAACGCACGCACAUAAUAGUUUCCAAUAAUGUUUAGCAUGGCUGAAUAGUCCUCAGGCUCAUUCGUUACCUCGUUUAUUAUACAAA